AGAUGUCUGUCUUCAUCUGUCAGCGACAGGUGAUUAAACCCAAACACCAAAUAUCUGUCUCGUGAACUCGCUCAUGACGAAACAUCAAGUGUUGAUCCAGUCAUACCACCCGUUUUCCAAUCGUCUUGAGCAGUUGGUACAAUUCACAGAUUGAAGUCAUGUCGGGGGAUAAUGUUGUUCCUCGAAAUGAUGCCAUUUCUCGAGUGAAUGAUGGCCCGGGGGACCUAUCACUCGUCAAACACACUAGUGAUGACAAGGACAAUAAGUUUUAUGGAGUUUUGUUCCUCGGAGCAGUCACUGGCAUCUCCGCAAUCAUCGGAUUUGGCACGACAGUCGCAGCUGUUCGAAAGAAAGACCCCAAAUACUUUGAAGAGGGAGUGGUCGGGGUCAAGGGUUCCACGGAGGCUGGGGUCUCCCUCGCGAUGAGGGCUCUGGGGUGGGGAACGGUUUACGCAGUCACCGGUUGCAGUUUGAUAUUCUACGGAAUCUGGAAAUUAUCUGGGGCGACUAAUGCCCGAGAGUUCCGGGAGAAAAUGGGAUCGAUCCUCCCCAGGAUACCCAAGAACAAUCCACCCCAGAGCAGAACUGAAUUCGAGGGCCUCAACGAUCUCCUGACGUACAUCUCGGACGAGUGGGGCAAGGACAAGUCCAAGGAUAACAGCAAAUGAUUGUCAUUGUUGUUCUGCAUGAUUGAUAAUUGUCUGUAUAUACUCAAGUAUUAAUCGUUUAUUAUUUUCAUUUUCGAACUUGCGAGGAUUCGAUGAUUUGUAAAGACGUUUGA
This is a messenger RNA of Diachasma alloeum, 781 nucleotides long. Its product is annotated as transmembrane protein 242. The coding region runs from base 159 to 668 and encodes 169 amino acids. NCBI's taxonomy places the organism in Eukaryota, Metazoa, Arthropoda, Insecta, Hymenoptera, Braconidae. The record is from RefSeq and is a predicted model, not a curated record. The transcript has 2 exons.